AUUAAAAUUAGAUAUUUAUUUUUUAAAUAAAAAUGAGCACAGUCACCUAAUAGCAAUAAAGAGGUUAAAAGUAAAAGCUUGAUCCAACAGAUAAUAAGUUGCAUAUUUCUUCAAAGAAAAAUGCAAGAGAUUUCAUAUUCAUUUCAAAAAUAUUUUUGAAGAAAUUCCAAAAUGUUGAAUUGCAUGCAUUAGGUGAGGCUACAAAGAUCAGUGUUAGAGUUGCUGAAAAUUUAUAGAGAUAAGGUUUGGUCACAAUAACUAAAAUUAAUUCAAUCACAGCUGAUAUUGAAGGAAGAAAGAGAGUGAAGUUGGUUGUCAGUUUACAACUUACCUAAGAUGGAAAAGCAAGAAUCGAUUAAGAAUUAUAAGCUUGAGUGAUUAAAUGAAAAGCGCAAAAUAGUACACAUAUAUUAAAUUGUUUUAUAAUUACAUUACGA
Messenger RNA from Paramecium tetraurelia, 437 nucleotides. RefSeq lists its product as uncharacterized. The transcript is spliced from 2 exons. Lineage: Eukaryota; Ciliophora; Oligohymenophorea; Peniculida; Parameciidae. Gene Ontology annotation, molecular function: RNA binding. The record is from RefSeq and is a predicted model, not a curated record. Gene Ontology annotation, cellular component: nucleus.